GCCCGCGAUACAAUAUCAUGUCUCGAUUGACAUUAACGAUAGGUUGGCUGUGUCUGUGUCUGAUGCGGCCAGACGUGGCCUGGGCCGAUCCUUUGCUAGUGGAAAUAUCCAAUGGGCAGCUGCGUGGAAGGGACAGGGGCGACUACCAUAGCUUUGAGUCGAUACCGUAUGCGGAACCCCCGAUUAACAAUCUUCGCUUUGAGGCCCCGAAACCUUACAAACGUCAGUGGAGCGAAGUAUUUGAUGCCACCAAGGCGCCAGAGCUCUGUCUGCAGUUCACUUUACUUCCUCAUGGUACAAUAGUCGGCAAGGAGGACUGCCUUACCGUGAGUGUGUACAGGCCAAAGAAUGCAAGUCGAAGCAGCUUUCCCGUCAUGGCCUACAUUCACGGAGGAGCGUUUAUGUUCGGAGGUCCCAUCGAAUAUGGGCACGAUUUCAUCAUGUCUACUGGUAAUUUCAUUUUGGUGAAGAUCAGCUAUCGAUUGGGACCUUUGGGUUUCCUGAGCACGGGCGAUGCAGAUUUGUCGGGAAACUUUGGUCUGAAGGAUCAGCGUUUGGCUCUACAAUGGAUCAAGGAGAAUAUCGCCAGCUUCGGCGGAGAGCCGGAGAAUAUUAUGUUAAUGGGUCACUCUGCAGGCGGCGCUUCAGUUCACUACCAACUGUUGUAUGGAGGACUAGAGGGUUUGGUUAAGGUGGCUGUUUCGCUCAGUGGAACUGCAUUGUGUCCUUGGGCUACUCAAUCUGAUGAAAGACAAAAGGCGUUGAAGCUGGGGCAUGCAUUGGAAUGUAACGUGAAUGGGAAUUCAUUGGAACUGAAGCACUGCUUGCAGUCAAAGGACCCCAGGGACAUAGUCGGCGCUGUGGAGCACUUUAUGGUAUUCGGCUACGUACCGUUCGCGCCCUUUGGCCCAGUUAUUGAGGCUCCCGACACUGUAGAGCCUUUCGUCACCCAACAUCCUGUCGAGGUAAUUAAGAGUGGAAAAUAUUCGCAGAUUCCUUGGCUUUCGUCUUAUACUCUCGAGGCAGGAGGAUUUAACGCGGCAAUUUUCCUGAAAAAGGAUGAUGAAGACGGCAGGGAAUUAAUUGAAGUAUUAAAUAUGCGUUGGAAUGAACUGGCACCAGAUCUAUUGUUUUAUCGCCACAUAACGAACAAUACUGAAGAUCUGAAUAGGUAUUCGCAAGAACUGAAGUACCAAUAUUUGGGGGAUCGCAACUUCAGUUUUGACAGUUAUUUGGACUUGCAGCGCAUGUUUACGGAUAUUUUGUUUAGGAACCCUAUUCAGAGAACUCUCGAAUUGACUCGUUCACAACGAAAGAGUCCAUUUUACUGCUACGCUUACGACAAUCCUCCCGAUUCUGGUGUAGGACAGUGGCUGUCUGGACGGACUGAUGUAUUUCUAGGCACUGUACAUUGCGACGAUCUUUUCCUCAUGCUGAACAGCGUUAUACAUGGAACACUGCGUUCGGAUGAGCAAAUUAUAUCUAAAAAUCUCUUACAAAUGCUGUUAGACUUCGUGGAAAGCGACAAAGGCCAGCUCUCCUAUGAUACCUGUCAGUUUAAAGAUAUUGCAGGCCACGACAAGCUGGAACUGGUUUACAUAACACGCGAGGGCUGUGAGAAUAGACAAGUGGAUAAAAUUCCGUGAGUCCCCAGGAGCGAAGCUGAGUUCUAUUUUAUUUAUAAGAUAUUUAAA
Messenger RNA from Drosophila navojoa, 1694 nucleotides. Its product is annotated as esterase-5B-like. The record is from RefSeq and is a predicted model, not a curated record. NCBI's taxonomy places the organism in Eukaryota, Metazoa, Arthropoda, Insecta, Diptera, Drosophilidae.